AUGGGAGACGCCGCGCGAGCCUUGGACAACGCCCACGAGAUUGCCAAGCUGCUUGAUUGCGGGCUGGACAAGGAGACUCUCAGCACUUGUAUUGCUCUGAUUGAAGCGGGGGUGAACCCGGAGGCGAGUGCAUCGCAGCCGCGAUCGGCUGCCGAGCCCCCGGAGGGAGCCCGCGCGACAGCCAGUGCCAGUGUGUACCCGCCGCCACCGCUGGCGCCGCCCGCUUGCCCGCUUGUCGCCGAUGCCCUGUUUUGCUUCUGUCCGGCGUGCUGA
Molecule: messenger RNA, 273 nt
Organism: Chlorella variabilis
Lineage: Eukaryota; Viridiplantae; Chlorophyta; Trebouxiophyceae; Chlorellales; Chlorellaceae
Exons: 1
Coding region: 1-273 (90 amino acids)
Biological process (GO): gamma-tubulin complex localization; microtubule nucleation by interphase microtubule organizing center; mitotic spindle assembly
Cellular component (GO): gamma-tubulin ring complex; centrosome; spindle
Source: RefSeq, a predicted model, not a curated record